Messenger RNA from Miscanthus lutarioriparius, 2445 nucleotides. The record is from the annotation of a GenBank genome assembly. NCBI's taxonomy places the organism in Eukaryota, Viridiplantae, Streptophyta, Magnoliopsida, Poales, Poaceae.
AUGGGAUCCUGGGCUUUGGGUGCUCAGCAGGCGAUGCAGCUCCUGCUCUCGGCCAUGGUGACGUCGGUGCGGGUCGAAGUGGAGGGCAUCGGUGCGUCCUCGGUGGAGCACGACAACAUCGGCGUGGAGAGGCUCGUCAUGGCCGAGACAGGGUCAGGGCUUGGCGUGGCCGCGGCCGAGGAUGAGGCGCGGAGCAGAGGCUCGAGGUGGACGUCGACGAGGUGGUGCAGCUGCGUGGACGUUGCGGGGUCCUCGGGCUCGGCCUACGGUGGUUGUCGCGGACGCGUUCGUGGAGACGCGGCCACAGACGACGUCGAGGACAAACGCGAACGCAGGGGCGAGAGGGUGCUCGCGGACGAGAGGCAGACGCGCGGUGGCAGACAGGCUCGGCGCGGUCAUGAGCGUCGAGCGACAUGGCGAGGCCGGUGUCAUGGCCACACAUGUCGACCCGACGCAGGCUUGGGCGAGGAGACAGAGGACGGCGCCUCGGGCUCGGCCUCAGGUCCGGGACAGCGCUCGUCGGGCGACCGGGGAGCAUGGCGUCGCGGGCGGCGCCGCGGCUCCGGCUUGGCGUGCUCUCCGGCGAGAUGCGGGGCACGGCAAGGUGGAGUAGGGGCUUGCGGUGGCAAGGCAACUGGUGGUGCGGCCGUGGUGAAGGAGGGUGCAGCGAAGGCGGAGGUGCCGUCCAUCCUCGACGUCCGUGCCAGGGAGAGGGACACGCGGCGCGAAUCACGGGCACCUGAGCCAAGGGGCGCGGUCGGGACGCGGGUGCAGGGGCGCUGGCGUGCAAGCGGCGGCGGCGCCUGGGAGCGUCUGCUCGCUAGGGUUCUCCAGGGCGGCUUGGGCCAGCUGGGCAAGGAGAGAGGGGGGCUCGAUUGGGCUCCUGCCGCUGGCUGGGCCGGUGCAGAGAGAAGGGGAAGGGAGUGCUGGGCCGGGCAUGCUGCUUGCGUGGGCCAGAGAGGAUGGGGUGACGGGUUGGGCCUCCAGCGCAAGUGGGAGAGGUCGGCUGGGAGAACAAACAGUGGUGGGAAGGUGAGGAUCCAGACAUCCAAGUCCAUUGCGACACCCUUGAUCACCCUGAGGAAGGCGAUGCUUUGUGGCAACAAAAGGUGCAUUGAUCCUCAACUGACCGACUUCAUCGAGAUUGAGCUUCUUCAGGAGCAGUCUUACCCAGGCCCAACAAGAAUAAUUGGGCCCAUAUGUCAUGGUACAGUUGGCCCACUUUGCGAACCAGAUUUUCCUUUUUUGGCGCCUGCAAGGAAAGCACAAAUUUCCACAUACUGCCAAGUGGGUCCAUGGUCUAUCUGUCACGCCUCUACCCGCCGGGCUGCCUCCUCGGAGCGACACAACGACCGCCAAUCUCUCUCGCACUCGUCGUACGUCCUCAAGACGCUAGGCCAGAGCCAGACCGGAGCUGAAGCAGAGCGGAGGUCUCAUUGCCCGGGCAUCCAAUCCAGCUCCAAGCCUUCAGUUAUGGACAGGGUGACUGUGGAAUCAAGCCGUAUAGAACGGUGGCAGCUCAGACCCGGCGAUCAUAUCUACGUCUGGCGCAAAAUAAGUGACCAUACACGUAUCUAUUCCCAUCAUGGAAUCUACGAAAGCGACGAGAAGGUCAUCCAUCUGUCCUCCAUACCUGGUGGUGGAAGCUGCCCCAGGUGCCGUGGAGCUGAGCGUCGAGGCGACGUCGUCGUCUGCUGCCUUGACUGCUUCCUGCGAGGGGGUGAACUUUGCCUCUUCGCCUACGCUGUGCCCAAGUGUGACCAUACACGUAUCUAUUCCCAUCAUGGAAUCUACGAAAGCGACGAGAAGGUCAUCCAUCUGUCCUCCAUACCUGGUGGUGGAAGCUGCCCCAGGUGCCGUGGAGCUGAGCGUCGAGGCGACGUCGUCGUCUGCUGCCUUGACUGCUUCCUGCGAGGGGGUGAACUUUGCCUCUUCGCCUACGCUGUGCCCAAGUGGUUCUAUGACGAGCGCAAUACUCCUAAAAAGGGAGACGUUCUUGCGCCUCUUCGGCAGCUCACCUGCUCCAUGGAUGCUGAAGACCCCCCCGAGACGGUCUUGGGCCGCGCCAAAGACCUGCUCACCAAGGGCCGCGUCUACCUCCUUGUGCACAAUAACUGCUUCCACUUUGCCUUUUACUGCAAGACAGGACGCCAAUAUUUUGGUCCAGUCGCUUUGGUAGUGGACACUUCGGCGGCUGCUAUUAUGGGGCAGAAACGUGUUGGCGUGCCAUCAGACGAUGGGCCACACUUGGACCGCCGAAACGGCACGGCCAGAGUCGUACCUCCACCUCCAGCUCCAGCUCGACGGCGCAGGUCACGCGAAUGGUCACUUCCACAGCCAAGCUUCAGGACAAUAGCGGCGCUAGGGGCGGGGCUGGCGCUCGUCGCCGUACUGCCGGAAUUGGCCCCUGUUGUGCCGGAAUUGGCCCCUUUUGCCAUAUUAUAA